AUGGAGGUUUGUGAUUAUAUCGAGUUCGGCCUCCCCGGAUCCGUGCUUUACCGGGGAUUUCUCCUGUCCGACCCUCCCGCUUUCACCUCCACCGCACCUGGUGCUGUUACCGCGUCCAACAAAUCUUGGUCUUCGUCUUCACCUUUGCCGAAUUCUACCAAUCAGUCUGGGCGCGAUCAGGAGGACGCCACGAUCCUCCACCCGAUCUCCACGUGGAAUGACGUUCCGAUCUGCCCUGCUGACUCAGCUUUAUCUCGCGGCGGCGGCGGCGGAUUCGCUCUUGAAGCGGCGGGUCGGGAUGGGCUUAUGGCGGGCGGCAGCAUUUCUAUGGUUUGCUGCACGCCGCGUAACUCGUGGGUGCAAAUCGAGGCGGCUUGUAACGAGGCGUGGCACCCUCUGCGCGUCCGCCAGGUGGACGGCUUACCCGCUCAUUACAGUCACAAUCUCGAUUGGAACCUCGGGAUCAUCCCGCAGACGUGCUCCUGUCGCCAAGGCGACAACGGCGGAGCGGAUCCCUUGUCUGGAUCUGGCGACAAGGCAUGCGACGCGGCGACAUGCGCGACCAUGUGCGACAAUGCAUGCGACAGGGCGAGCGACGAGCAUCAUGCGCCGCUGGAGGUGAUCGAAAUCGGGAUCGGAGAGGCUCGAGUGGGGCAGGUGUAUCCGGUGAAGCCGCUGCUCGCGUUCCUCGUCGUCAGCCCCGAUCUCAAGUCCUCCUGGAAGAUCGUGGCCGUCGAUUCGUCAGAUCCGAUGGCUGCGGCGCUGCUGGAUACGCGAAGCGGUUACCCGGUUUGGUUGGAGGCGAAGCUGCGCGAAAUCGUGGAGUGGCUGAAAUACUACAAGUUCGAUCUGCCCAGCACCAUCGCGGGUCGUGAGAAGCCAGCGCCCUUGCAUCGCACCAUCGCCGCCAUCAGCGCCGCCCAUUCCGCCUGGUCGCACUGCCACCGCCAUAGCCGCUGCUGCAGCAGUAUCGCCGCUACAAGCACCAACACUAGCAGCAGCAUUGAGAGGGGCGGCGUUGCACUGAAGGAUCUGAGGCAGCUCGCAGAGGAAACGGCCUCCGCUGCUCUCACCAACGCCAUCUCUGAAUUCGCCCGUGUGCCCUUCGCCGAACCUGCAUCCGUACCUGCCGCUGCUGUUGGUGCUGCUGCUGCCUCGACUGACGCUGUUGCCGAGCCGGUGGGUCAGGCUCGGAAGCUACGCGUAUUCCGAAGGUCAGGCUCGGAGCCCAGCCGUUAUGGCAUGCGGAAGCAGGGCAUUUCUAUCAAGCUCGAGAAUUUAGUGAAUUAUGCUGGCGAGCUUUCAAAUCGAAUUGACGAGCGAGCAGAUGGUGCAACAGCAGCAGCAGCAGCAGCAGCAGCAGCAGCAGCAGCAGCAGCAGCAGCAGCAGCAGCAGCAGCAACAGCAGCAGCAGCAGCAGCAGCAGCAGCAGCAGCAGCAGCAGCAGCAGCAGCAGCAGCAGCAACAGCAGCAGCAGCAGCAGCAGCAGCAGCAGCAGCAACAGCAGCAGCAGCAGCAACAGCAACAGCAGGCGCAGAAGUGGGGAGGAUUGGCGCGCAUGAAGGAGCGGUGGCAGCAGCAGCGCCAGCAGCAGCAGCAUCAAGAGAAACAGCCUCAGCAGAAGGGGAAGGAGCAGCAGGAGGAGAAACAGGCGCAGCAGCAGGUGACGCCGCAGCAGGAGGGGAGAAGAUUGACCAGGCACUGGCGAUCGUCGUCGUCCUGUGCUCUUGA
Messenger RNA from Closterium sp. Yama58-4, 1731 nucleotides. The record is from the annotation of a GenBank genome assembly. NCBI's taxonomy places the organism in Eukaryota, Viridiplantae, Streptophyta, Zygnematophyceae, Desmidiales, Closteriaceae.